Molecule: messenger RNA, 4866 nt
Organism: Pantherophis guttatus
Lineage: Eukaryota; Metazoa; Chordata; Lepidosauria; Squamata; Colubridae
Gene: ANKS3
Product: ankyrin repeat and sterile alpha motif domain containing 3
Cellular component (GO): cilium
Molecular function (GO): protein binding
Source: RefSeq, a predicted model, not a curated record
GCGGGGACGAGAGCGAGCGAGGCCUGCAGACCCGGCUGACAGUCUUGGUUUCGUUACCGCUCGUUCGCCGGAGAGCCGGCCCCGCGAUCGUUAGCGCCCUGCUAUCGCAUUUCCAGUAGAUCGGCAAAAUUAAAGAAUUCAAGGAACUUCUAAGCUUCUGAGGGCAGAAUGUCAGAACUGAGCGACGAAGCCAGUGAGACGGAGCUCUUGAAUCGCAGCCUAACCAUGUGGCACGGAGAAGGCCAGGCGGCCAACCAACAAGAAUUAGACAUACCUUUGGACCUUCACACAGCAGCUUCCAUAGGCCAGUAUGAAGUGGUGAAGGAUAGUAUUGAACGAGGGGAGAAGGACUUGGAUCAGAAGAACUGCGGUGGUUGGACUCCGCUGAUGUACGCCUCCUACAUCGGUUAUGACACCAUUGUGCGCAUGCUGCUACAAGCCGGAGCAAACGUGAAUAUGUCCACCCCAGAAGGACAGACUCCGCUGAUGUUGGCAGCCAGCUGUGGGAAUGAAUGUGCAGCUUCCUUUUUGCUUCAGCAAGGUGCAGAGUUGGAGAUGAAAGACAUCCAUGGUUGGACUGCCCUCUUUCAUUGCACCAGUGCUGGCCACCAACAGAUGGUGAAGUUCUUACUGGACAGUGGAGCCAACGCCAACUGCAGAGAACCCCUUUGUGGAUACUCCGCUCUGAUGGAAGCAGCGGCUUCUGGUCAUGAGAUCAUCGUCCAGUAUCUUCUCAACCAUGGUGUGAAAGUGGACAUACGGGACAGCACGGGGGCCACCGCACGGACUUUGGCCAUGAAAUACGGACACAUGAAGAUUGUGGGGCUGAUAGACUUGCAUACGGCUCCCGUGCCCAAAGUCUUGCGCAGAGGCACAGGAAAGUACGAAGAUCUGAGCUCCUCAGACGAGUCUUACUGCGCUCCUCAAAGACAAAGGCCUGCCCGUAAACCCAGAGGGCCCAGCAUUCACGAAGGGCCCCAUGCUCUGGCCAAGAUCACAGCAGUCAGAACUGGCGGGAAGAGUCGGUUGCCUCAUGAGCAGCUCCCGCCAGAAGGCUACGUCACCUUUAAAGACGAUGGAAGCGGCUUGGAGGGAGGUGACCUUCGAUACCGAGAUGUCAUCUCCCCCAUCAACGACCGUGACGUGGAAAGCAGUAGCAGCCGAGAAGAGAAUUCCUUCUUCACAAAUGACGUGGGUGUCAUCCGGACCAGCAGCAGCAGUGAAGGCCUGGCCAGAACAGUGGGGAUCAGCAGCGAGGGCUCCUUAGAGAGCAAUGAGGAUUCUGACUCGGCAGCCAAAUCCUCCAGCCGAAAACAUGCCAAGAGUUCCAUGAAGGCCAAGAAUCGCUAUGGCAACAGUGACACUCACUGGCCUUGGAAAGCCAAGGCCUCUGCUCAACACCACGGCCCAUCUAAUGAUGAAACGCCCUCCUGUGCUGGACCACAGGAUCUGGCCACUUUCCUAGACCAGAUUGGCUGCCUGAAGUACUUGCAAAUCUUUGAGGAGCAAGAUAUCGACCUCCGCAUCUUCCUAACUUUAACGGAGAGCGACCUAAAAGAGAUCGGCAUCACGCUCUUUGGACCGAAGAGGAAGAUGACCUCCGCCAUUGCCCGAUGGCACAGCAGUGCCCGACCACUGAGCGAUGCCCUUGAGCUGGCCUAUGCUGACCGUCUGGAAGCCGAAAUGCAAGAAUUGGCCAUCCAGCUUCACAAGAGGUGCGAGGAAGUCAAAGGGCUGAAAGGACAGGUGAGCCAAGAGCAGGAGCUGCGAGCGGUAGUCGAGAGCUGCCUCAUGGAGCAGGACGUGGCCUGGAGCAAUGCCCAGGCUCAAGUCCAAGAAGUCCAGGGCGUCACCAGAAGUGCUGGGAUCCUCCUGGAACAGAUGCAGGCCUGUCAGGCAGAGCUGGCUUCCCGGAUCAACCAGGAGCAGGCAGGCGGCCAGAGAUCGGAGAUCAGAGCACAGCUAGGAGCCAGCCCCGAAGGAUGGUCACCUACCUUGAAGGCCCUUAGCCUGCCUGAGCUGUCAGCUCUUCUGGAGGAAUGUGUGGGGGAAAUGGGGACAACCCUCUGUUCUGUCAACCAUAAUCUCGAGAGGCUACAAUGUCCAGAGAAGGGGAAGGCUGUCCGCAAACAGCCCUAGCAGUAGAGGAAGACAUGCUGACGUUGGGUGACCGUUCCACCCUGAAGCUGUGUUUGCCUGGAAGAGUGAAGUGAGUGCAAGUGACCGAUCGGGCUGCCCACGCCAUCUACAGUGAGGGUCUCGCUAUACGUGGCUGCCAUCGUUGGCGAAUGAGGGCAGAUCCGCUGAAUGGCGCAACGGCGGUGCCGAAGGAGAAAGGCGGGUCUGAUUCUGCAAAGCCAGAAGAGCGGUGAGCACAGAAGCUCUCUAAAGCUUGGAAGCGCCAAGCAAACAAGUUCACAUGUGCCUAGUUGUGGAAGACGUGCUUGCUGCCUCUUAAUAAGCAAGCAAGCAUUGUUAGUAUCAAUAUUUAAGCUUCUUCUUCCUCCAUCUCUUGGGUCCACAACAGGAAAUGUCACGACAAUAAAACUCUCAGCCUAAGGACUUCAUCCUCUUUUGACCAAGAGGCCGAAAGAGUUUGCAAUUCUCCUCUUCCCCAAUUUUAUCCUUUUUUCCCUCCUCCAAUCAAAUGUGAUUUUUUAAAAAAAUAAAAUAAAAUGGAAAGGCUUAUUUUUCGCAGGAAAAAAAUGUACCUUUUGGGACCCUUUUAGCACACAAUUUGAGAUUUUAGUCUCAUGCUUGACAAUGUGGGGCGUCUCCCCUUAGCAAAACUGGAGUUGUAAAAUCUUCAGGCAGAACAAAGGACUCUGGAUUAGUUCUGAAGAGCCAGAGAUAAUACCCUGGUCAGAAAGAAUAAUAAACCUAGUGUAUGUAAGGCCCGGGUGUCAAACUCGAUUUCAUUGAGGGCUGCAUCAGGGUUGUGUUUGAUCUCAGAGGGCCAGGUGGCUGUCGCUGACCCGUGUGACACGGGUGUCAUGGGGGAAAACCUGUGGUGGCCAAGUGCUAAGGCAGGACUUCCCUGAGACCCUCCCUCACUGUCAUCAUAAUCUUCCUUCCUUCCUUCCUUCCUUCCUUCCCAUGGUGGUGCAGUGGUUAGAAUGCAGUAUUGCAAGCCAACUCUGCCCACUGUCUGGAGUUCGAACCUGACUGGCUCAAGGUUGACUUGGCCUUCCAUCCUUCCCAGGUGGAUCAAAUUUUUCCUUCCCUCUUCAUUCUAAUUUCUUCUUCCUUCCCCUCUUUCCUUAUUUUUCCUUCGUUCUCUCUUUCCAUUUUUCUUUUCUUUUUUUCUUCUUCCUGCCUCCCGCAGCACUCUGUCAGCGAAAACAGGGCGCAGGGGGACUGCGCAGAGCCUCCCCCCCCCCGCGCCCCGUUUUCACUAGUAGAGCCACUGCAGGCCAGUCCUUUGUUAUUUCCAGGCCGGCCCUAUGGGCCAGAUUUAAGCACCUUUGAGUUUGACAGCCCUGAUGUAAGGCCUCAUGUAAGAUCUUCGCUAUAGAGCUCAUGCUCUUUAAAUUAAAAUUAAAAAAAAAAACAUAUUGAAGUAAUCUCGUGGAUCGUUAUCCCAGGAUCAUUGAUAUUGUAAGAUGGUCUUGAGGUUCAAAGCAGAAGGUUGCCUAGAAGUCCAUCUAGAAGUCAAUGGUGAUGAUCCUGCAAAUUUUGAAAAAGUUGCAUCUUCUAGAGCAGCGGCUCCCAACCUUUUGGGCACCAGGGACUGGUUCUGUGGAGAAAGGUUUUUCCACAGACUGGAUGGGUGCGUGUUUCAUGCGGUGCGUGUAUCCUGCAGAUGGGGGCGGGGGCUUCCCUUGUUUGCACGGACCAGUUUCUGGCAUGCCAAUCCACGGACCAGGGGUUGGAGACCCCCCUUCUAGAGCCUGUCUGGGAUUGUUGAAGCGCUGAUGGGAGGGGAGUGAAGUGCCUUUUCAUUCAUCUGUAUCUUAUGUCAGCGUUCUAGAAAAACCCAACUCUAAUUAAAAACUCCGAGGCAAGCAUUUUCUCAAAGUUCCAUUUAUUAGAGUAGGUAUACUGGCACAUCUGGGAAAACCCGAAUCUGAGAGUUCCGGAUUUUCCCUCAGUAAAUCAAAAACCCCCAAAACCAUCCCCUGCACCCAUCAGUCCCAUCACAUGGUCCAAUCAUCAUCCGUCCCAUAUCGAGACAUCACUCCAACCACUCCUCCUCCAGAUGCAUGACCUUAACCGAAAUGAAGAAUGCUAUUCUGUCUAACUACAUUCCCUCUACUAAAUCCCCCCUUUCCUACUUCCAGUGCUAAUAUGGCUUCCAAAGCUGACCUCUUACUGAUACGCACAUCUCACUCUACCUUGUGUUUGCCAGAGAUUUCGAAAGUGUAGAUUACAAAACUCAAUGAACCUGGUUCUCCUUACAAAUUGAAUCGCCCAGAACUGGCUUGGCUGCCAUCAGCAGCAAGCUUUUGUGUGCUGUUCCUUGAUACGUUUCAAGCAGUGCAGAAAGAUUAGCAUGGCUUUUAGAAAGAUUCUCUGCUUGAUCAGAAGACUGAUGCUGCCAAAGAGUGCCUUUGGUCAUUGAUUGGACUUCCUUCUCUGCUUCACCCCAUGAUCGCGUGAGUAUUUCUAAACCUUGAGGGACCACUCCAGGGUUCACAGCUGCUAACCCUCCAGGGUUCAUGGCUGCUAACCCUCGUAGUUAAAGGGAGUUGGGUGUAUAAUGUAUAAUGUAUUAUUUUCCAGUGAACACCAUAAGCCUAUUCCUCAGAAGCGGUACAAUAUUUUAAAGAAUGUACUUCGAUUUUUUAAAUCAUUGUUACAGUUUGGUUUCUCUUCGGAUCGUAUACUGUACAACUUUUGUCUUUUAUAUUAAAGAUUGUGAUUUGU